GAGACCUUGUUCCCUUACAUCAAAGACAAUGUGAAGGAGUAUCUGCGUGCUCACUGGGAGGAGGAGGAGUGCCAGCGAGAUGUCGGACUGCUGAAGAAGCAGGCUCAGGAGGACUCCAGCUUGGAUGGGGCCGUGCCAAUCCCUUUGGAGAGCGGAGGUGGAGAAGAGGAGCUGGAGCGGGUCAUCCAGGCAGUCGUAGACAAUGUGCACUGGCAGAUGUCUCUGGACAGGAAGACCACCGCGCUGAAGCAGCUGCAGGGUCACAUGUGGAGGGCAGCCUAUGCAACCGGGCUCAUCAAAGGAGAAAUCUUCAAGGACGUGGUUCCAGCCAUCCGGAAGUGGCGGGAAGCGGGGAUGAAGGUCUAUAUCUACUCCUCAGGCAGCAUUGAAGCCCAGAAGCUUCUGUUUGGAUACUCUACAGAAGGUGAUAUCCUAGAG
Molecule: messenger RNA, 438 nt
Organism: Eurypyga helias (sunbittern)
Lineage: Eukaryota; Metazoa; Chordata; Aves; Eurypygiformes; Eurypygidae
Product: enolase-phosphatase E1-like
Exons: 3
Molecular function (GO): acireductone synthase activity
Source: RefSeq, a predicted model, not a curated record